UCUCUUGGACGCAGAGAACAGCAGAGGCAGAUAGAAAAAUGGCCCUCGAUAAUUUAAUUUUCGGGCAAUGCAUCCUUUAUUUUUUUGCCUUCGUUUUCGGCUUCAUCGCCGUGGUGCCUAUGUCUGAAAACACGGAGGAUUUCGGAGGAAAAUGCCUGCUCUUCACACGGGGAAUGUGGCAAAACGAGAACAUCACGGUGUCGAAGCAGCGCUUCAUCGUGGAGGAGUGGGGACCCGAGUCCUCGUGCAGCUUUAUCACUUUUGUCGGGAUAUCGUCCCUCAUAAUGUCCGCAGUGCAGGCAUGGAGGCUGCUCUUCUUACUGUGCAAAGGACACGAUGACUCCAUCUUUAACGCAUUCCUCAACCUGCUGAUCAGCUCCCUGGUGGUGUUCACAGUCUUCCUGUCCAGCACCAUCAUCAGUGUUGGUUUCAACAUGUGGUGUGACUCCGUCACAGAGGGUGGGACUAUGCCCAGCAGUUGUGAGGACCUGCAGGACACUGAUCUAGAACUCGGCCUGGACAACUCAGCUUUCUACGACCAGUUUGCUAUAGCUCAGUUCGGCCUGUGGGCUGCGUGGCUCACUUGGCUUGGGAUCGCAGUGAUGGCCUUCCUUAAGGUCUACCACAACUACAGACAAGAGGACCUUCUGGACAGCCUGAUCCACGAGAAGGACCUUCUGCUGGGCCGCUCCUCUCGCCGCAACUCUGACCUCAAGAGCGGCCUGCUCUAGAAACCAGAGGACACACCAACACACACUCGCUCACACUCAUCCGUGCAGUCCUCAUGCCAUGAGAAACACCAAUGUUUGCCUCUGUAGACAAUCAAAUUGGCUUUCGCUCUCAUUGAUCAUGAAUUGAAUCAAACCGGUUUUAGCUUUGUUCUCCAAAGGUAAUUGAUUUUCCCUCCAAAAAUCUCCCAGUGGUGUUUAAUCCUUGAGGAAUUUAGCCUUAUUGAGCUUAUUCGUCCAGUGCUUGCAUUCCUCUUCAACACAAACAACCAUAGUUCAGCCCCCACAGUAUUCAGCCCAUAUAAUGGAAAUUCCAGUACUUCCAGUUUUUUCUAUUUAGCAACCCAUUAUUAAUGGCUGGACUGAUUGGCCAGUGGAUCAUGUUGUCUUUGUGAAAGUUCUGCAUGGACCAAAUGCAUGACAAAUUAAUAGGGUGGUGGUUUUUAGAUGUAGAGGGUUGUUAUUUUUGUUUUAUACACCAAUAAAUGUAUUCCUAAGGAAGGAUUUUAUCUGGUAGGAUGUGCAAUGAAUCUCAAUGAAGAAGUCUUUGCAUGCGGCAGCAAAGUAAAAGGAUAUGUGCUGUAGCAACGUAUUCAAACCUUUAUCAGCAGUGACAAAAGGUGUUUCAUAAAAUGACAAAUUGUAGUUCAGUACAUUUAGGUAUGGGGCAGCCGGUCCAAAAAUGCUUUUAGCAAUCUAUGUGAGAUAAAAAUCACAUUUGUGCCAUAUAGUAACUCGGGCCUCUUCUUCACACUUUAUAGGCUACAAACCAAUAUACUGUGUUACUGUGAGUAGACGCACAAAUGUACCCGCAUGCAUCUUUCUCCCUUUUACAUACACAUCACGCACUUACUUGUUGGCAGGGAUAACAGGAAGAAAGCACAUCACCUGCUUGACCUUGAUAGGCAAUGACAGUUUUAUUCAAAACAAGUGAAAUCAUAAAACGGUAGGAACCAAGAAAACCCUCCAUAAAGGCACUUCUUUCAAAGUGACCAUAAACAUGUAGACAGCCAUGAAAUGCUGCUUCUAAGCUAAAUGUGCAUAUGCAGGACAUGUGUUUACUGGAUAGCCUAUUUUAUUGCUAUUGACAAUUGAGUCUGACAGUACGGAGUUGAGAGUGUUUGUUUCUUCUAUACAGGCGUUAUUAGCCUAAUAUUGCUUUGACAUUCAAAUGUGAAACCUCCAAAAUCCGAUGCUUUUCUUCCAAACCCUGAAACCUGUUAUAUAAAGCGACAUGUUUUACUGGAAA
This is a messenger RNA of Trematomus bernacchii (emerald rockcod), 1977 nucleotides long. RefSeq names its product transmembrane protein 179. The transcript has 4 exons. The coding region runs from base 39 to 731 and encodes 230 amino acids. The record is from RefSeq and is a predicted model, not a curated record. Lineage: Eukaryota; Metazoa; Chordata; Actinopteri; Perciformes; Nototheniidae.